CUCACUCUCACACACACACACACAGUCGCGGCCUCUUUUUGGGGGUGACUUUGUGUCCCUCUGACGCCCUCUCCUCGAAGAGACACACACCGGAGAGGCGGUGGUGGGGGGGAGAGAGCGGGUUGUGUGUGUGCGUACGUGUUAAUGUGCGUCCACGAUGAACACUGCACAGAGCUGCUCCUCGUUCCUGGGUGAUGAGCUAGAUCUCAGCCUCACGGGGUCUCAGCUACUGGUGUCUAAGCGUCCCAGCAGUGCCUCGCCCGCCAAGAUCCUCUCCCGUUCCACAUCCGUGGCUUUGGAGAAGAAACCCAAGAGGAACGUUCUGGGCGAGACUAGUCUCGGUAACCUCUCUGCCAGUACUUCCCGUGCAAUCAACAACCUGAGACGUUCCAACAGCACCACACAAGUCAGCCAGCGAGGCAACGGCGUGGGAAGUGAGGAGAGGACGGAGGACUUCUUGGCUUUAUUCGACAGCUCCGCCAGCGGAAGGAAGAAGCUGUGCAGCCUGAGCAAGGUUACUCCGGAGAGGAAAACCACGUGGAACAUUCUGGAUGAGGAGCCUCGGGUUUUCGUACCUCCUACCACAGCCCGCAGUGCCAGCACGACAGACACACCAGUCUUCACCAAGAAGAGGGAGAGCAGUGUGUCAUUGGCAGCCAACUUUACAGCCAACAACCGAAGUAACAAGGGGGCCGUUGGGAACUCGGUCACCACAAUGCUGCACAACAACUACUCCACCAGCGAGAAGCCGUUGGCACCCAAAAGCUCCAACCAGAAGGCUACAUCCCUCAAUAACAUGAUUAAGGUGACGAGCAACGACGAGAACAGCCUGGACCAAAGCUCCUUGAAGAAAUCUCAGAAAAACCUCUCCAGCAAUAACGUGGUGACCAGGAACAAUACUGGUGGUAUGCUGAGAAGGAAGGAGGUGACUGAGGAGGAAGCUGAAAGAGUCCAGUACUCAAACCUUAAUGAUAGAAGGGAUUUUACUCAACUGAUGCAGAACGCUAAUCCAGAUAUCUCCCACCCCGAUAUUGGAUUUAUAGAACAGGUGAACCUCGCCGCAGUAACUAUUCAGCGCUGGUACAGACGCCACAUCCACAGACGUAGAGCGAGCGAAGCCGCCCUGAGACGAAUGCUGUCUGUGAAGAAACAGGAGAGGGAACGAGAGAUGUUAGAUGAAGGAGCUGCAGCCGAGCAUCAGAGGAAAAAANGCGAGGAGAGGAAGAAAAUCCGAGAAGAGAAAGCCCGCCAGGCCAGGAAGGCUGCUAUCCAGGAACUCCAGCAGAAACGGGCUGAGAAGGCAGCCGCGGUGAAGAGAAUCAGCGAGGAGGAGCUGGCUCUGCUGAGGGAGAAAGGGAAGAUUGGGAAGAGAAAGCCUGUCCGCUCUGCGUCCGCGAACAAUACCGUUCCAGCCAAAAGCCAAGUCAACUCAAAGAAUGCAGCUACAGAUCCAGAGGCUCACACUAACCACAGAGCUGCAAGUCCACCUGGGCCAUGUGUCAGGGCUGACGAGGAACUCCAGAGAGCCUCCGAGGCCCUGUCAUUAGCCGAGGAACAGGAGGUGGCAGCGUCAGGCCUGAACCAGUCCAGGCCCACCCUGAGCGAUGUGCUGGACACCCUCAAACUGCUGGAGGAAGAGCCUGAACUGCUUCCCGAGCCGAAGGUCAGCUACAAGGAUAAAUAUGCCUGGAUCGAUGAGGACACAGACUCCACGUCCUUGACCGCCGAUAACCUGGAGCGUUUGGGAAAGAUCGAGCUGGUCCCGGGGCUGCCGGAGGCUGGCACUCUGCUGUCGGAGGCCAAGCUCCAGAGCAUCAUGAGCUUCCUGGACGAGAUGGAGAGAUCGGAGCAGGAGCGGCCUCACUCUGCUGCCUCGGCAGCGCCCCGAGAGGCGCUGCUGUCCGAAGAGGAGCUGGCUCACCUGGAGCAAGCUUCGGCCGUGGCAACUGAGGUGACCAGCUCAAUGAUGAGACUAAAACUGGAGCUAGAAGAAAAGAAGCGAGCCAUGAGCAUGUUACAGACAGCUUUGAACCAGCAGAGGGAAUUGACGGUGAGGCACGUCAAAGAGACGGAGAAGGAAAUGAAAUACCAGCUCAGGCUGCAGAAGGAACAGUAUGAAGCCACAAUCCAACGCCACCUUGCUUUCAUCGACCAGCUGAUCGAUGACAAGAAAGGCCUGAGUGAGAAGUGCGAGUCGAUGGUGAAUGAACUGAAGAUUGUGGAUCAGAAAUACAUGGCCAAGAUCCAGCAGAUUCAGGAACAGCAUGGACUGGUUUGGCACAUUCUAACGCCACUCUGUGAGGAAAUCAAGAAGUUAAAAGAAGUGAUGAGCGCCACGGAGAAAGUACGCAGAGAGAAAUGGAUAGACGAGAAAACAAAGAAAAUCAAGGAGAUAACUGUGAAAGGCCUGGAGCCAGAGAUCCAGAAGCUGAUUGCAAAACAGAAGCAGGAGAUCAAGAAGCUGAGAGCGCUGCACGAGGCUGAGCUCCUGCAGUCCGACGAGAGAGCGGCUCAGCGUUACGUGCGACAGACGGAAGAGUUGAGAGAACAGUUGGAGCGAGAGAAGGAGGAACUGUGUCAGAGGGAGCGGGAGUUGGCCAGGCAGAGGUACGAGAAGCAGCUGGAACAGGAGGAGCAUUCGCUGCAGAAGCAGCGGAGGAGGCUGUAUGCUGAGGUGGCGGAAGAGAAGGAACGUCUCAAUCAGAACGCAGUUCGCCAAAGGGCAGAACUGGAGGAACUUCGACGGCAGCUGGAGAGUAACUGCUCACUGGCAACCAAAGCCCUGAGAGAGGAGUUUGACAAGACUAAAGAAGAGCAAGAGAGAAGGCAUCAGGUGGAAAGCCGAUCCCUGAAGGAGCGGCUUGACAUUGAGAAGCAAGCCUGGGAGGAGAAUUUCAUGAAGAAACAGGAGGCUUGGCUGCUCACUCGGGAACGGGAAUUAAAAGAGGAGCUUCGCAGGGGUCGGGACAGAGAGAUCGAGCUGGUCAUCCAGCGGCUGGAGGAAGAGACCAGCACCUCCAAGGAUGAAUGUGAGAGGGUCGCGGAGAACAGGAUUAAACGGGUCCGUGAGAAGUACGAAUCGGAAUUCCGGGAUCUGGAACGCUCGGAGCGGGCCCUGCAGGAACGCUACAACGAGCUCCGGGCACGGCUGAUGGAGAGCGAGGGGGAGAACGCGCGCUUCCAGGGAUUGUUCCGACAGAAGGAGCAGGAGGUGGAAGAUAUCAGAAAGAUCAAAGACCGUCUGACGGAAGAGAGGAACAGUCUAGCCGAGGUGAUUCGUCAGGAGUUUGCCGACCGGUUGGUGAUGACCGAAGAAGAGAACAAGCGGCUGAAGACGGAGAUGUCUGAGGGGAGGGCGCGGCAUCGACUGGAGGUGGAACGUGUCACGAGAGAGAAGGAAGAGGAGCUGGAGGAGGUCCACAAGAGGGUCAAAGCUGCUAUUGUAAAGAAGGAGGAAGCUGUGAGCAACCUUCGCAAACAACACGAAGCAGCGCUGAAAAGAGCAGACCACCUUGAAGCACUGCUUGAACAACAGAGGGAACAAAUUCUGGGCAAGUGAGAGCAACCAUGGCCCAGGUGCUGUGCCGGACAAGUUGCUACUUGCAGUGUUCACGGACGUGAUUCCAUUCGGCAUGUGUAUGAACACUAAUAGAAUAACAUUAAAUUAAUGUUUCAUUCUGCUCUGUAACUCACUAUGGUUCGACCUGUUCAAAUCCAAUACUGUAUGUUUGUUUACCUACCGAGCAAACUUAAAUAAUGCUUUUAUUUUUCUACAUUUAAGUGCUGUAAUUUUCCUCAACUUGUGUUUUUUUUGUAUCUUAUGUUUUUUUUGUAAUGUUGUAGUGUGAUGGAAUUUGUAAAAGACUUUCAACUGG
Molecule: messenger RNA, 3875 nt
Organism: Callorhinchus milii (elephant shark)
Lineage: Eukaryota; Metazoa; Chordata; Chondrichthyes; Chimaeriformes; Callorhinchidae
Gene: cep131
Product: centrosomal protein 131
Exons: 28
Coding region: 158-3559 (1133 amino acids)
Biological process (GO): regulation of centrosome duplication; cilium assembly; intraciliary transport involved in cilium assembly
Cellular component (GO): centriolar satellite
Source: RefSeq, a predicted model, not a curated record